CCGGCGGCUUUUCGCCCGGUUCCAUCGCUCCCCGCCGCCCGUUCCCGUAUCCCCGCGACGCUGCGAGGAGCGCUUCGAUUUGCGUCGGAAACGGCAUUGGAGGAAACUAUUUUUAGCGAGAUUGCGUAACGCGAGCGCCGAGGCUCCGCCGAGCGGGGAGCCGGGCUCUCCCCGGAACGAUCAGCACCGGGCCCGAUCUCUCGGGCCUCGCAGCUCUCUGGUGGCAGCGGCUCCCGAGCCUCGAAGGACGAUGUUGGGACUGUGAGAGGAGGAAGGGGGAAAGAUGGGCCCCUGGGAGCACCUCCCUGGAAAGAGUGACCCAGCGCCAGCACUGCCUCUGCGCGACUCAGGGAGGAAUUCUGCCGCGGAAGGGUUCUGGCAUCGGUGAUGAGCAAUGGGGUAUGAUGUAGCACGCUUUCAGGGGGAUGUUGAUGAAGACCUUAUAUGCCCCAUCUGCAGCGGGGUCCUGGAGGAGCCGGUUCAGGCUCCUCACUGCGAGCACGCCUUCUGCAAUGCCUGCAUCACCCAGUGGUUCUCCCAGCAGCAGACCUGCCCCGUGGACCGCAGCGUGGUGACGGUCGCCCACCUCCGCCCCGUGCCGCGGAUUAUGCGGAAUAUGCUCUCGAAGCUGCAGAUCACUUGCGACAACGCUGUCUUCGGCUGCACCGCUGUCGUGCGACUCGACAACCUGAUGUCUCACCUCAACGACUGCGAGCACAACCCCAAGCGCCCGGUGACCUGCGAGCAGGGAUGCGGCUUGGAAAUGCCCAAAGACGAGCUGCCAAACCACAACUGCAUCAAGCAUUUAAGGUCGGUGGUGCAGCAGCAGCAGACCAGAAUCGCUGAGCUGGAGAAGACCUCAGCAGAACACAAGCAUCAGCUGGCGGAGCAGAAACGUGACAUUCAGCUGCUGAAGGCCUACAUGCGCGCCAUCCGCAGCGUCAACCCCAACCUGCAGAACCUGGAGGAGACCAUUGAGUACAACGAGAUCCUGGAGUGGGUGAACUCCCUGCAGCCCGCCCGCGUGACGCGGUGGGGCGGGAUGAUCUCCACGCCGGACGCCGUGCUGCAGGCCGUCAUCAAGCGCUCGCUGGUGGAGAGCGGCUGCCCCACGUCCAUCAUCAACGAGCUGAUCGAGAACGCCCACGAGCGGAACUGGCCGCAGGGCCUGGCCACGCUGGAGACGCGCCAGAUGAACCGGCGCUACUACGAGAACUACGUGGCCAAACGCAUCCCCGGCAAGCAGGCCGUGGUGGUGAUGGCCUGCGAGAACCAGCACAUGGGCGAGGACAUGGUGCUGGAGCCGGGGCUGGUGAUGAUCUUUGCACACGGAGUGGAGGAAAUAUAAAAGGACCUCAGAAGAGCGACGCUUUGUGCUGAGGAGGGGGAUGGGGGUGAGGCUCGGGGCGGCUGCUCCCAAAGGCCGGGCCCUGCUCCCAGCUCUGCUGGGGCACUGCUCCCUCCCACCUUCUUGUUGAAACGAUUCCGAGCCCCCCGGUAACCGCAACAUCCACCCCUGGCCCCGCAGUGCCCACACGGCCCAUCCCCAUUCGCCCUCUGCAGCCCCACUUCUCUGCUUCUCCCACCAUCUUCAGGGGGGCAGAGGAGGUACAGCUGCUCCCUGGCUACUGCUGGACUUCAGCCCCACGGACGCUCUCCCUGGCUCACUCUGUGCCUGCCCCCUCCCUGGGCUCUGUCCCUGCUCUGCAUUUUCUGCCCUGUGCUUGGCUGUGUCUGUCCUUGGGGGCCGGGCCUGGCUUCCCUCUCCCCACUGACCCUAAAGGCAGAGAUGGGCAUCCAAGGGCCGGGGGAGCCCUGGGGGUGGGGGGGGAAGCGGGCAAAGGGGCAUGGCCCUGCCCUGGGGGGCAGCGGGUGCCCCCCUCUGCCCCACUGCUGUUCCUCUGCAGCCACUCGUGAUCGUGGUUCUGUAUUAUUUUGUACUUCUUGGCCUUCUCCUCUUUGUAACCCUCCCCACCCCCACACCCCCACCCCGUUUUAUUUUGCAGUGCCGCGGAUGGGUGCAUUGACCCCGGUCACGGUCACCCUGUGGGAAUUUAA
Messenger RNA from Numida meleagris (helmeted guineafowl), 2058 nucleotides. RefSeq names its product ring finger protein 41 (gene RNF41). Gene Ontology annotation, molecular function: zinc ion binding; ubiquitin protein ligase activity. The record is from RefSeq and is a predicted model, not a curated record. The transcript has 7 exons. Bases 395 to 1348 code for a protein of 317 amino acids. Gene Ontology annotation, cellular component: plasma membrane signaling receptor complex. Lineage: Eukaryota; Metazoa; Chordata; Aves; Galliformes; Numididae. Gene Ontology annotation, biological process: positive regulation of JNK cascade; protein K63-linked ubiquitination; regulation of canonical NF-kappaB signal transduction.